AUGGAUUCUUGGCCGGGAGACACGUCGGACUCGGAAAGCACGACCGGCGACGGGGACGGGGAAGAAAGAAAGGAGGCUGAGGGUAAAACGGGAAAGGAAAUUAUCUCGGUGGAAGACGAGGAAGACGGGUUCCGGACGCCGACUUCGUCGGAGCAUAGGAUUCCGGCGCCCACUGUGUGCCCGCCGGCGCCUAGGAAGCCCUGCCCGAAGAGGAGGCGGUCGAGGUCGCCGGCGGCUCGCCGGUGCGUGGAAUUCGACGCGUCAGAGGAGGUCGAGUCAGUUUUGCAGUCGGAGGACGGCCGGAAUCAGGAGGACGGCGGUGGAGACGAGCCGGAAAACAAGAGAGCUCGGAAGAGCAGCGGCGACGGCGGCCAUGAACGCCGAUCGUGA
Molecule: messenger RNA, 390 nt
Organism: Striga asiatica
Lineage: Eukaryota; Viridiplantae; Streptophyta; Magnoliopsida; Lamiales; Orobanchaceae
Source: the annotation of a GenBank genome assembly